This is a messenger RNA of Pocillopora damicornis (cauliflower coral), 2002 nucleotides long. RefSeq names its product cannabinoid receptor 1. NCBI's taxonomy places the organism in Eukaryota, Metazoa, Cnidaria, Anthozoa, Scleractinia, Pocilloporidae. Gene Ontology annotation, biological process: G protein-coupled receptor signaling pathway. Gene Ontology annotation, cellular component: plasma membrane. Gene Ontology annotation, molecular function: G protein-coupled receptor activity. The record is from RefSeq and is a predicted model, not a curated record.
UUUCGAUCGGAACCGAGUUGGAGUGAUUAUUAGAAAAUAUUGUGAUCAUAGAUACUUUGAGGGAAGGCUGAAAAUAAUGACAAAUAAUUUAAACCAGACGAAAGUAGGUCAACGCAUAAUUAAUGAAGAUGGCGGGCAAUUUAACUAUGUUUUCAAAUCGCACAAGUCAAAUGAGCUGCAGACAAGAAAUAUUGGACAGCAAGUCGUAUCACUAUGAUCUAAACAUUUCUAUUAUUGUGAUAAACACACCGUUUGCCAUAUUUGCUGUUCUAAGCAAUCUCUUGAUUGUAAUCACAAUCGGUAAGUCUCAAGAACUUCGAGUCCCUGCGAACAUUCUUCUUGGUAGUUUGGCCGUUACAGACUUGCUAGUUGGUUUGAUUACUCAGCCUCUGUUUAUUACCUGGCGCUUGAUGUUACACUACCCAUCAACCAUCUGUAACUCCGAAGUCGUUCAUUCUCUAUAUGAAUGUUUCCUCCAUUUGUGCGCGGGCGGCUCUUUCCUCAGUCUCGCAUACCUCAGUACCGACCGUUUUCUGGCAGUAUCCAAGCCGUUACAUUACCGUGCUAACGUCACAACAACACAAGCCGCGCGUAAUAUGGUCAUACUGUGGCUUGCAUGGAUUGGUAUCGUUGUUCUCCGCUACUCGGGUAUUGACGAAGAAACCAAUCAAACCAUUACUUCGGUCAUUGCUGGCACUUUGGUAAUAUAUCUUGUUGCUGCUCAGAUAGCCUUGAUAGUCAGCGUCAAGCGCAACAGUAUUCAUGAUUUGCUUUCAGAGGGAAACGCUACCGUCAUCGCUUCGAAAAGAGAAGCACGAAUUGCGUUAACCAUUGUUUACAUUUUCUUAGCUCUCCUGGUUUUCCUCCUCCCCGCUGUCGUUGUUCAAAUUGUUUUGGGCUUCACCAGCAGUAAUAAGAGUAAAACCGAGUUGAACUUAGCCAUUUCAGCUCUUUUGAUAAACUCUUCUGUAAACCCACUUAUCUACUUCUGGAGAGGCCGAGACCUGCGCAAGGCAGCACGUCUUCUCUUUCUGGGCCCUACGACUAAAGCAGGCGAUAGCAGAUUGUCGUCUAAUAGCCCUGAUAAAAACAGCGGUGAUAACAGUGGAAGGUCUGUUGAGGAAACUGUGUAGAUAAAUUAUGUUAAAAGAACCCUCCCUAUGACAAAAAUGUAAAAUUGCAAUAGAAAUUCAGAGAUACUGUACAUAUGUCCUAGUUUAAAACGAUUUCAAACCAAUUUGAUGUUUCCUCUGUGUUCCAGCUACCUUACCAUAAUCUUAAAACAAAGUAAAAAUUAAAAUAAUACAACUUAUUUGAAAUUAAGUCAAACUGAAAUCAAUUUUAACCUCGGCAUUUCAGUGUUAAAACAUAGUCCUGCCUUUUACACUAUCUUAAUAGUGUUGGAACACUAUCUUGAUACAACGAGAUGUAAUUGUGAUUUAGAACACUGACAUUGCUUGACUGGAGUUAAAUGUUUUGUAACUGAAUCGCGAAAGGAAACCAAGGGUACUCAGCGGGCUUUAUAAACGUCUGUAGAUACGCUCUCCCAAAGAAAGGAAUCGCGAGUGUUUUCAGUCCAUUUAAAGAGAUAAAAACAAGGUUGCUUUCAUCUUUGUUGUCGAAGGCUUCAGGUUCAACUGAGGGGACAACCACUUUUUUCCUACCCUAAAUCGGGCGUUGACGAACUCAAAGUAGGGGUUGAAGUUGAUAACUGCAAAAUCCAGACUCGACGCAUUUGUCUCUGUGUGAGAUAUAUGUGUGAGAUAUAUGUACGGUAUAUGUACUGUCAAUAAUGAGGAGAUCAAGUGAGGUGGUGUGAGAUAUCUCACAUGAGCUAUGCACUACUGAUGCAUUUAUGGCUAACAAUAGUUUUCACUUUAUCUGCCCCACCUUUUGAUGUUAUAAAUUUUUUCAUUAUAAAGAGAAUUCUAACAGGUUUGAAGCAGAUUCAUGUAGUUGUGGGUUACGAUGAAAUUUUAACAUUUGCAUUAAUAAAAGUUUU